AUGGUCAUCCAAAACAAUCAGCAGGAUGCUGGUAUCGUUGGCCUCUUCUUGAGACAACUGCGGAAAAACACUGAGUGGUUGAAGUGGUUCUUCACUGUCUUGGCGACCCUCCAGUGGGAAUGUCAUCGUUGUUUCGAUUUGGAUGUGGACCAUGGAAGGCAGCUCAAUACAGUGUUUCAGAAGAAAGAUGAAACAACUUCUCCAUCAGCGCCAACUACAUCUCCACCGCCAAAGGAAUCGCCUGCCGAGCCACCACCAGGAGUUGAGCCAACUCCCACAGGUUCUGCUACAAGUGCCAGAGGACCUGCUCCAGACAAGAAAGGUACUGCAGAAGAAGCUCCUAAAAGCGGCGCCCAAGCUGUAGAUGCUAAAGGACCUGCCCCAGAUACGAAAGGUACUGCAGAAGCCGCUCCCAAAAGCGGAACGCAAGCUGUAGAUGCUAAAGUACCUGCUCCAGAAACGAAAGGUACUGCAGAGGCCGUUCCUCAAAGCGGUGCACCGCCAGUGAGAGCUGAUACGCCAGAGAAAGAC
Messenger RNA from Ostertagia ostertagi, 531 nucleotides. The record is from the annotation of a GenBank genome assembly. Lineage: Eukaryota; Metazoa; Nematoda; Chromadorea; Rhabditida; Trichostrongylidae.